UGACGGUCACCGUGGUCCGCCAUUCCCGCCAAAGGCGACGGCGGGGCCUAAGAGGAGCUCGCAGGCCUUUUCCCAGCAGAGAGGCGGUGCCGGGGCGCGACGAGGAGCCGCCUCUACCGGCUGUUAAGGCGCGGACUCGGAACGGGGCUGACGGGAAUUCCAGCCCAGGAAGCUGGGGUCACUGUUCGGUUCGACGGAGAGAACCAAAGGCUGGACCACUACCGAGUGACAUCUUUGAGGCGCAGGCUAAGUGGAUGGCAAAGCCUUUAAUCUCCAGGCGGCUGUUUAGGGUCUUGCCACCUUAAGGCGCUCCGCCUUAAGAAGACGCCGCUCACGGCCCCCGCGCACGCGCGUCCCGGCCUGCCCCGCGCGCAACCCAGUCCGCGUCCCGGCCUGCCCCGCGAGGAGGCUGGGAGGGGCGCGCGGACUCUAGCUCGAGCCUCGGGGCUAGCUGCUCCCACCUUACCUCCGCCUUUCCCAGGGGCGCCAUGGAGCCCCGGGCAGUUGCGGAGGCUGUGGAGACGGGGGAGGAGGACGUGAUUAUGGACGCCCUGCGCACGUACAACCGGGAGAACUCCCAGAGCUUUGCGUUUGAUGCCACCCAGCAGGAGGACAGGAAGAGGCUGGCGAAGCUCCUGGUCUCGGUCCUGGAGCAGGGCUUGCCCCCCUCGCGCCGCGUCACUUGGCUGCAGAGCAUCCGCAUCCUGUCCAGGGACCGCAGCUGCCUGGACCCGUUCACCGGCCGCCAGAGCCUGCAGGCGCUUGCCUGCUAUGCUGGCAUCGCUGCUUCAGAGUCGGAUCCUGAGCCCUUGGACGCAGACGUUGUGCUCGAGUCCCUCAAGUGCCUGUGCAACCUUGUGCUCAGCAGCCCGGCUGCACAGGUGCUGGCGGCGGAGGCCCGCCUGGUGGUGAGGCUGGCGGAGCGCGUGGGGCCGUAUCGCCAGAGCUGCUUCCCGCACGACAUCCAGUUCUUCGACCUGCGCCUGCUCUUCUUGCUGACGGCCCUUCGCGCAGACGUGCGCCAGCAGCUAUUUGCUGAGCUGCAGGGCGUGCUCCUGCUGACCAAGACGCUGGAGCUGACGCUGGGGGCAGCCCCAGAAGAGAGCCCUCCCGAGCGCCUCCCUCCCCAGGAGACCGAGCGGGCCAUGGAGAUCCUGAAGGUGCUCUUCAACAUCACCUUUGACUCCGUCACCAGGGAUGUGGACGAGGAAGACACUGCCCUUUACCGGCACCUGGGAACCCUUCUGCGGCACUGUGUGAUGGUCACUGCUGCCGGAGACCGCACGGAGGAGUUCCAUGGGCAUGCGGUGAACCUCCUGGGGAAUCUGCCCCUCAAGUGUCUGGACGUCCUCCUCACGCUGGAGCCACUCGAAGGCUCCCUGGAGUUCCUGGGAGCGAACAUGGAUGUGAUUCGUGUUCUCCUCAGCUUCCUGGAGAAGCGUCUGCAACAGACGCACAGGCUGAAGGAGAGCGUGGCCCCCGUGCUGAGCGUGCUGACCGAGUGCGCCCGCAUGCACCGCCCUGCCAGGAAGUUCCUGAAGGCCCAGGUGCUACCCCCACUACGGGAUGUGAGGACGCGGCCUGAAGUCGGGGAGCUGUUGCGGAACAAGCUUGUCCGCCUCAUGACGCACUUGGACACCGACGUGAAGCGAGUGGCAGCCGAGUUCUUGUUCGUCCUGUGCUCCGAGAGUGUGCCCCGGUUCAUCAAGUACACAGGCUACGGGAACGCCGCGGGCCUGCUGGCUGCCAGGGGCCUCGUGGUGGGGGGCCGGCCAGAGGGCCAGUACUCAGAAGACGAGGACACAGACACGGAUGAGUACAAGGAAGCCAAGGCCAGCAUCAACCCUGUGACUGGGAGGGUGGAGGAAAAGCCGCCCAACCCCAUGGAGGGCAUGACGGAGGAGCAGAAGGAGCACGAAGCCUUGAAGCUGGUGAGCAUGUUUGACAAGCUCUCCAGGCACAGAGUCAUCCAGCCCAUGGGCAUGAGUCCCCGGGGUCAGCUCACAUCCCUGCAGGACGCCAUGUGUGAGACCAUGGCAGGGCAGCUGUCCUCAGACCCAGACUCCGACCCCGACUGAAGACGGACCCCCAUCUGCUCCCCUUCAGAACCGGUGCUGCUGGCAGAUGUCCUUGGGACUGUGUCCUGGGGAAGCCAUGUCCAGCUUAAAGACCCCUCUUACUUGUAAAGUUCUUGUCAUGAUUUACCUCUGGUCCAGUUACUUAUCUCUGGGACUGCAGGGGUCUUGUCCUGCUGGAACUCUGGGAAUUCAGCCUUGGUUUCUGCAAAUGAAGUGGUUUCUUGGAUGUGUGCAGAGGCUGCUGCCUGAGCGCAGGAUUUAACCGCACAUACUAAUGAACUUGUGGGAGGGCAGGGGCUGAGCACAUGCAUGGCUUGCUGGCCCCGAGCUGGUGUGUCGGGCAAGCACUGCAUUUCACAGGGGAAAAGAACCUGCUAGCAACUUUAUGUGUGAAUGUCAGAAACACUUCCAAGGUGUGCUGUGCUAUUUCUGUCCCCACUGAGCUACAGACUGGUGGCCUCUUCUACAUUCUCAGUCCUGGCUCAGCCACCUGCUGCGGCGUCCACUGCACCUGAGUUCUCACUGGUUGUGACAUCAAAUCUCGAUGCCUCCCCACUGGCUUAGAACAUGGAGGAAAAUGCCCCCGUAAACCGGUAAUUCUGCACUUCUACCACAUGCCACAAGUGUCACGGGAACAUACCCUGAAAUAUAGUUUCAGGCAAGAAUGUAUACAUGUGAGAAAGUGUAAAAUACCAAGUAAAGGAACCAGUAGAAAUGUUAA
Manis javanica (Malayan pangolin) is the source of this 2799-nucleotide messenger RNA. RefSeq names its product RIC8 guanine nucleotide exchange factor A (gene RIC8A). Gene Ontology annotation, cellular component: plasma membrane; cytoplasm. Gene Ontology annotation, biological process: G protein-coupled receptor signaling pathway. The record is from RefSeq and is a predicted model, not a curated record. Gene Ontology annotation, molecular function: G-protein alpha-subunit binding; guanyl-nucleotide exchange factor activity. Lineage: Eukaryota; Metazoa; Chordata; Mammalia; Pholidota; Manidae.